This is a messenger RNA of Scleropages formosus (Asian bonytongue), 7228 nucleotides long. RefSeq lists its product as uncharacterized. NCBI's taxonomy places the organism in Eukaryota, Metazoa, Chordata, Actinopteri, Osteoglossiformes, Osteoglossidae. The transcript is spliced from 23 exons. The record is from RefSeq and is a predicted model, not a curated record. Bases 369 to 5828 code for a protein of 1819 amino acids.
GGUCACAUCGCCGCGGAAAAACGACACGGGCGGGCGGUUCCUCCUCCAUUCUCCCUGCCCCUGUCGGAAAGGUUAUAAAGGAGGUCCACGGCCCACCUCCACCCUCUCGCUGCCCAUCAUCGAGCGACGGGGCCCUGCGAGCGCCCCCAGCCGUCCGGCCGCCAAGGACGCAGAAUGGCGGAGUCGCCGAGCUCCGGCAUUCAGGGACUGUUCACCCUCCCCCCUUUACACUUACAGAGAGACUCGGUCGGGAACGGCAGCGGGCUGCUUUCCAGCGCCGGCUGAGUACAUUUUAGUAGCCAGCGGAGGAUCUUUACAACGGGACGAGCUGCGUUUCGAUUACAGCGCUUGAAUGAGAGAGGGAAAAAAUGAGCGGCAACGCAACAGAACUCGCCAGUCCCCCAGCUGCUCUGCCACUGCCUGCAGAUCAUGUGUUGAACUCCGGAGCAGUCAUAUUUCCAGGAACCUUUGACCAGCAGGGUUGUCCAUUGGUUUUGUUCCCUGCAGAAGAGCAAAACAAACUGACAUCUGACCUGAACAAGGAGGAAGUAGUUGGUUUCAUCAACUACUUCUUGCGGUUGCACAAUAAAUACCAAGCAAGGGAGAGCCUGGUUUCGGUGGUGGUUGAUUUGAGAAAAGCUACCGUUAUCACAGCAAGAUUUGUUGCUGAAACUCUUCUGCUCCUUGAGCUGCACAAGAGGACAGUUCACACUCUGUAUGUGGUUCAGCCUCAUAAAAGAGAUGUGCUGAAGCUAUUGCUAAAAAUACUGAUGCCAAAUUACAGGAAGAAUGGAAACCCUUCCCCAUUUAAGCAAAUUUUUCUGAAGGAAAUCUUUGAGCUCUGCAACUACAUUGACCGGAGCCAGUUAACGGCAGACUUCGGAGGGUACCUUGUUUACUGCCACCACAGCUGGGUUGUGUUUUUGAAGGAGAUCGAUGGAUUUGUCCAGGAGUUUCUGUCUGUGGUGCACAGACUUCCUGUCUGUAUUGCUACCCUGCAGAAGCUCUCCCAGCAGCCUGUGCCUACCAGCUUGGAAAAACUAGAAGACUUUUGCUCUGCCAGUAAAGUUCAGUUCCAGGAGCUGAGGAGAGAGCUUGGACUGGAUGAGCUGUUGAGACACUGUGAAUGUGUGAUGGAGAAACUUCGGUACCCUGAGAAAGAGCCCUGUUAUCAGGCCAUGGCUGGAACAGCCCUGUUUACUCAAACAGCCUAUGAAAUGUUGCAGAACUACAGUAGGAUAACAUCUGCUGUGGAGAAGCUGGAGUUGCUGUGGCAACAGGCCUUUUCCAAAGCCCACCUCCAACUGCAGGUCCUGCGAUUGCAGAAAGAUGCACUUAAGAUUAUUGAUCUGAUCAAUAAAAUGAGACAAGAGAAGCUCCAGUCUUACAGAAUUGAGAUAGCAAAGGAUGUUCAAAAAGCAGAAAGCUUGAAGCUGGAGUUUGAGGCAUCUGUCUACACCCCUGCAAUGGCACUGGUACGUCGAGCCGAGGAUGUGAUCCACACAUUGGCUGAGACAGUGCCAUUUGGGGAUGUCCAAGGGUGUCCAAAGUGGGUCACAGAACUUAACCAGGCAAAGGAGAAGUUUCUUACAGCUGUGGAGCUCCCUCACCAAACCCUCAGAGCAGUUUCAGACUUCUAUUACUACUACAAUAAGUCCAGGAGCUGGUACAGCAAAGUCCUAUGUGAGAACUUCUUUCAAGACCUUCUGUGGAGUGGACAGUGCAACAGCAUCCCCAGACUGUACCAUCCCCAAGAAGCGACUGGUGGUCGGACCCUACCUUGGAAGAAGAAUGUCUUUUAUUUCUUGAAGAACAACCCUUCUCCAGAGAUGGAAGAACUGGUUCAGCUGGCACAUUUUGCCAACAUCAUUCCUGACUCUCAGUUGCAGCACAGCGGAAAGCAGUUGUCUCAUAGGUGCAUGAUUCUCAGGAAGCUGUUGACUUCACCUGGAGCAGUACCUCUACAUGACCUUCAGCAAGCUCUGCAGUGGCAGUAUGAGUUCUUCAGGGAAAACCAGAGGGAUUUUGUUUGUGCUGAACCAUUAAAGCCUGCAGAGUCAGAAAAAGAAAGGAACUGUGUAGAAAAUUAUUGCCGUCCAUUCACAGACACCAAAAGUUCUGGCUCCAUGUCUGAUGUACGUAGUGGACAAACCAGAGCUGGCUGUGGUGCUCUUUCCAAUCUUAGUAAAUGGGAUGCUCGGGGGGAGUUGCCCCGUCAAAUUCCUCCACAUAUGGCUCCAGGUACGGCACCUACUUCUGCUAAGCCGCCAUCUUUGAGUUCUUUUGACUCAGGCUUUGAUGCAGCAGGGAGUACUCAUCUGGACCUUGGGACUGGGAAUGAAGGCUUGUGCACCAGGGAGAAUUUAAAGCCUGUAGUCAAGCAGCCUCAUAUUCGUGAGGACAACGUCGCAAGUGUAUCUGACUCCGAGGGCUGCAGAGAGGAUUUUGAAUGUAAUGAUGUGGGAGGCAGCUCAAAGGCAAGCAUCCAAAUUAUUCCAAAGAUAACGGUGAACGCUCUGAAUUUUGAAAUCAAGGUGAAGCGCUCGGCAACAUUGCCCAAAAAUCCAUGGCUCAGCUUGCCAGUGGAGGACCUUGAAAACUCUUAUACUGUCACUAUUACACCCAAUAGCCAGAAUUCACAAGAUUUCCUUGAGAGCCCAGCUGUGUCCCAAAGGAUCUAUCAGAUGGAGGAUGCCAAGCAGUCACAGGAGUGGCAGGGGCAUACAGACAUGCAGGCUACUGCCCAAAAUCUUUCUACAGGGGAGGAACCACUUGGUUUAUGUGUUUCAGAGGGGACCAAUGCAAAGGAAAGCAUCUUGCAAGCACAGGAUAGCUUUGACUCUGAAAUGAGUCCUAUAUGCAAAGUACUGUCCAGUACCAUAACAGAUACACAGGAAAAGUCCAGCUGCACUGCUGACAGCAUUCCCACUCUUCUCUGGGACACGUAUGACUUUCACAAUAUAAAACAAGAUGGCUGUGACAGGUUGGUAAACUCUCUGUCAGAAGUAUCUCUGAGUGACUGGGACCUGAAAGAGCAAGAAAGUCUUAUAAAGGUUGAGAAAACGCUUGAUCGGGCAGCAGAAAUACUAGAGGAAGAAGAGAAUGUGCUUGCCCAGCAGGAGAUGCUAGAUCUCCUGUUAAAGACUGAAACUACCAGCAAGCAGUUGGCACUGUGGGAAACUGAAGAAGAGCUUAGUAAGGUGACUGCAACCACUAGAGAUCUGGAGGCUGGAGCUGACAUUGAGGACAGCUGUUCCCUUGCACAUGCUAAUGAACAUCCAAAUACCUGCCUAGAGACUGGAUGUUUACGAUGUGAUGUCAGUGACCUAAUGCUAAAUAAUGUUGGUGGAAGGCCAUUCAAAGCUGGGAUACUAGGCAAAGAAAGUGGUAGGCCUGACUUACUUCAGGAGCUGAGGGGCCUUCAUGAUCUGGAAGAGCAGAUCAGAGAGGAGAAUCUAAAGAUCUGUGAACUGAGACAGUCUGAGGAACUUGAAACACUUCUUGAAAAAGCAGAGCCAAGGGGUGUCCAAAGUAAGGAGAGGGUGAUGUUUCAGGAACAGUUGGAGAAGGAGAAAAGACAAGUAGAGAAAAUGGAGAAAAGUCUUAUGAAGGAGUUGACCAAGCAUCAUAAACUUCAGAAGUUAAACAAAGGAAGAAAAGUUAUAAAGUGCUCCAUAAUGGAAAAAACUUCCAGACUCAAACAGCUUGAGGACAGUGCCUUGUGUGAAGAACUUAUGUCCAGCUGUAAGAAACAUCAACAUGACAAAUUGCAAUUGAAAACCCCACAGCAAACCUGUGGAAAUUACCUCACAGUUGAAUCUACUGCCAUUAGCUCAAGCAUCAGUAAACUGGAUUAUACCAACAAAGCAGAAAUAUCAGAAGCAUGGCUUUUUGGAACAGAGGCUCCAAUCAUAAAUUCUGAAAAUGGCAGGUUGCCAAAUGAGAAAGUGGAUGUACGUAGUUCUCUGAACAAGUCUGUCUGUUUUAGUAGUAUGUCAGAGUGCAAUGAUGAACCUUUAGCUAGUGCACAGAAUCUAAUAUCGGAGGCCUUUCAGACUUCAACAGAAAAUCCCAAACAUGAGGCGUUUGACCCUGGCGGUAUAAGUAAACCUCCUGUACCAAAGCCCAGAAAAGCAAAGCAUGGGAAAAGCUCAGACUCCACAGACCCUAUAAACAAGGAUCUUUUUCACAGAGGUAGGCAAGACAACACUGACAUCCCAGAAAAGCAGAGGCCUGGGACACCUCCAAAGCCUAAAGAACGAUCAAAUGGACAAACGGCUGCAUCCCUGUGUUCAGUCACGAAGGAACAACUUGAGUUCACCAGUGAUGACAAACCACUGGUUACAGGUGAAAAUGUAGGAACGUGUAUUGCCCCUGAAAAUCUUCUUGAAGCAGCACCUUUGGACAUUAAUGUUCCGGAAGGGCUUAAAGAUAAAAAUGAUUCUGAAGAUCUGCAGAUGGAGCUGGCAGUAGAUGGUGCCCUCAUCUCUGCAGAGGAAGGUCUCAGAUCAGAGGUCUCAGUCCAGGCAGAGGGAGUGACAAAACUUGCUCUUGGGGGAGAUCUAGUGUCAGAGGAGACUUUGGAUGAGAUUGAUGGAUUGCGUGGUGAAAAUGCCCCCUUUUGCCAGUCACAGGGCAGUAACAGAAUGGUCAGAUCAACUUGUAGGUCACCAGUUAAUGAUCUCAGUUGUCACAUCAAUAUACAAGAGAUAUCAGAAUUUGGGACUCCGGUUGUGCUGGACACUGGAUCUGGUUUGAUGAAGGCAGGUUUUGCUGAUCAGGACCUUCCAACUACAGUAUUUCCUACAGUCAUUGGAUUCCCCAAGUAUGAGGAGGUUAUGAAUUCAAAUUUUGAACGAGAGACUUACAUUGGACGUGAGGCACAGAAUAUGCGAGGUGUUCUGGCCCUUAAAUAUCCCAUGAAGCAUGGGAUCAUCCACAACUGGGAUGAGAUGGAAAAGAUCUGGCACCACACGUUUGAGCAGCUGUGCGUGGACCCUGAGAACCACCCUGUGCUGCUCACAGAGGCUGCCAUGAACCCCCGGGAGAAUCGUCAGAGGAUGGUGGAGCUCAUGUUUGAAGCCUUUGCUGUUCCCUACACCUAUGUGGCAAUGCAGGCUGUUCUGGCUCUGUAUGCAGCAGGGAGAACCACAGGUGUGGUGUUUGACUCUGGGGAUGGAGUAAGCCAUAGUGUGCCUGUGUUCGAAGGCUACUGCCUACCUCAUGCAGUGCAACGCUUUGCUCUGGCCGGGGCUGAUGUCACACAACAACUUAGGAAGGAGCAGGGUGUGGCCAUGCGCACAUCUGCUGAGCUGGAGAUUGUGCGGGAGAUGAAGGAGCGGUGCUGCCGUGUGUCCCAGGACUAUGAAGCAGAGCUGUCCUACGGAGGCCCGGCCAGCAGCGAGAUCUCCUACACAAUGCCCGAUGGCCAUAUCGUCCACCUUAGCACUGAGCAAUUCAGGGCACCAGAGAUCCUGUUCAAGCCAGAACUGAUUGGGCGUGACCACUAUGGCAUUCACGAGAGCAUUUUCAAAUCAAUCCUUCACUCUGACAUCGACCUUCGCAAAAGCUUGAUGGGAAAUAUUGUAUUGUCAGGUGGGAACACCCUGCUGGCAGGUUUGCCUGAGCGCCUUCAAAGUGAGAUCAGGAACAUGGCACCUGUGGAUCUGAGCGAUUGUGUCCGGGUGACCAGCCCAGAGGAUAGGGACUUCUCUGUUUGGAGUGGGGGAGCUGUACUGGCCCGCCUCCCUUCCUUCGCUUUGGCUUGGAUCAGCCAGGGGGAGUACGAGGAGUUUGGUCCGCAGAUUGUGUUCAGGAAGUGUUUUUAAAUGUUGGCUGCUCUGGUACAAGGCUGGAAUUUUUUUUGGUUAAAGUGCAAUAAGUCUAAUGGUGCCAAGUUUGUUUUUAUUAUUUUAAAAAAACCAGUCUUUGGUUUUACACAGUUAAAGUAUUCAGCAACAAACAUUAAUUUUUAUUCUCUACUCAAAUUUGUAUGGUGUCAAUUUCCAUCCUUCAUAUAAAUGUUUGAAGUCCCAGGUUGGCUUUAUAGCCAAUUUUUGUACCUUCAUACAAAAAAUGGCUCGAGUGGUCGAACUCGUCAGAAGUUUAUUGCACCAAAACAAAACCCCCUGUUCCUUUAUUUUUUUAUUUGCCAGUGCUGUAUCAGUACUCCAGUUGUCUGAUGUUUGCUGAUGAAGCUUGAAAGACAUAGGCUUACAAAGUCAAUUUUUAUUUUUUUGGUUGGAUGAAAGCUGCCUAGGAAAUUCAGAACCAGAUGUUUUGUUUUCUUUUUUGACACAUUACAUUAAGUAUGCUUGUACACAUUCAUGUAUUAGUGUGUUGACUUAAUUUCAAGCUGUCUUUUUAAAUGUCAUCUGUUAAUGUGAUGUCAGUUAUAAGGAGAAGACAAGUGUGGUAUACCUCUGGGAAUAAGUGAUUGAAAAGUUGGCUUUGAGGGCUUUAAUGCAAACCCUUCUGUGUACCUGCAUUCCCUUAUACUUUUCUUGAGUUGCAUCUAAGAACUUUGUUUUGCCAAAUGAUUUGUAACUACAAAAUUUUUGUAUUCAAAUUCACAUUUAAUGUAGUAUUGACACACUUCAUGACAUUUUCUGGCUCAGUUUGCUUUUCCUGCUCAGAUUUGGUUUGGUGUGGUUGGUUUGUGGUCUGUAGAUGUUUAUUUCAUGAAGUGGUGCAUUACUUUCAUCUCCAUGUUGCAACUGAACCAGAAAUGACUGUGAAGGUUUAUUCUUUAAGAUGGCUAUAAUACUUUGCUUUUCUGUUUUACUUGGUAUAAAAAUAUUAGUUCAUUUCUUUUUUGGAGACCCUGAAUCAGCCCCUUUAUAAGGAAAAGCAAUUAUAUACUUUAAGCACUGUAGCUGAUAUUUUAAUCACGUUUUUGUUUUCGGAAUUGUGUGGUGUUGGAACUUAUUUCUUUGGUAAAGGGGGUCUGAAGCUGGUCUUCAGUCUCAGGUCUCAAUGUGUAGUAGGAUAGCUUUUCUGUAUUUGGGUCAGCAUGUUGGAAUCCUCGUAUAACAAGUGAAACUGGAAAAUUUGCACUUUCUUUGUUCCAUCCAUAUCUCAUUUGACUUUGGGAUUGUGAGCAGGCCCAGAAUACAAGGUAGUUUUCUUGUUUAAUUUAGCCUUUAUUGUCCCCCUGUAUACCAUGCACUGCCUUUCUUAGUUCACAUAAAUGUGAAUCAGUAUUUGUGUUUUUAAUAAAAAAUUAAGC